Molecule: messenger RNA, 507 nt
Organism: Paramuricea clavata
Lineage: Eukaryota; Metazoa; Cnidaria; Anthozoa; Malacalcyonacea; Plexauridae
Source: the annotation of a GenBank genome assembly
AUGAUGCAAAGCUUUUUAAAACUCGGUUUAACAUUAAAGGCAUACAUUCUAUUUUCAAUUUUUCAAUAUGCUGCUUGUGAGCGACUGGUAUAUUCUAUCACGGCUGAAGUAGGGGCAGGAAAUAUCACACAUUACAGCCUCAAGCAAGAGGGUACUAUAACAUUAAUUCUGAACAGUAUCGUUGGUGAUGCGGAUAUAUACGUAUCAGAGACUAACACGAAACCGGACUACAGUGAUUAUGAUUUGCAAUCCGUGACUUGCGGUCAGGAUAUAGUAACCAUACCAAAAGAAUUCAACCGUCCUGUGGGGAUAGCUAUAUUUGGACAUGUGUAUUUUCCAUUGUCUAAAUACGAGCUGACGGUUGUACUGGAUUACAAUGCAAGUGGUUCGGGCCAAGACAAGAGUUCUUAUGCAGAUUUUUUCCACGGAGAAGAGGGAUCUAACGAAUCAACACUUUGGGUUAUUUUUGUCAAUAUCUUGAAAAUUAUCCUUGAGAUUUUGGCCUAA